Penaeus monodon (black tiger shrimp) is the source of this 483-nucleotide messenger RNA. Its product is annotated as zinc finger protein 2-like. Gene Ontology annotation, cellular component: nucleus. The record is from RefSeq and is a predicted model, not a curated record. The transcript is spliced from 2 exons. Gene Ontology annotation, biological process: regulation of gene expression. Lineage: Eukaryota; Metazoa; Arthropoda; Malacostraca; Decapoda; Penaeidae. Bases 1 to 354 code for a protein of 117 amino acids.
AUGAGGCAGUCUCCCCUAGUGCUCCAGUCCUCUCACCUCCUUCACAGAACAUGCAGAGGGCGGGUGGCGUCUUGGCAGUCCGGGCUUGUGGCACAUCGCCCACUCCUGCCAACCCCCUCUUCCCAGUCUGUUGCAGUUGAGUGCAUAACAUGUGGGAAGACCUUCUACGGAUUCAACCGCAAGUUCCUGUUAAAGCGACACAUGAUCACUCACACUGGUGAAAAGCCUUUCCAGUGCCCACACUGUCCGCAUAGAGCUAACUUGAAACAGAAUUUGGAAGUCCACAUUAAACGGAAGCAUAGGGAGCAAAUGCCUGCUGAUUACGUGCCUUCAAGUGCAGCAGAAACUCCUUGAAUAAGGAGUCUUUCAUUGUAUUUUUUUCUUUUUAUUUUUUAUCUUUAAUGAUUGUGCAGCUUUUUUUUAUGUAAGAAGUGGUAAUGGAAAUGCGCCACUGGUGAAGCGGAAGGUUAAGUGUGCCCUGUA